ACCCCCGGUUGAUGUGAGCGGUAAAGAUACAUGGGAUAACAUCUCCUUGUUUCACCCGGACCGUCAGUGGGCACGGAACGUGUUCCGGUUUGUGAUGUUAGUCACUUGUGCAUGCCGCGGAGUGUACCAUCUGUCAAAGUUGUAGCUGUAGCCCAUCUGAACUGCCACUAUGGGGAUCUUGGAGAAAAUCGCGGAAAUAGAGCGAGAAAUCGCUCGGACGCAGAAAAACAAAGCCACUGAGUACCAUCUUGGUUUGCUCAAGGCCAAGCUAGCCAAAUACAGAGCCCAACUCCUGGAGCCCUCCAAGUCAUCGGGGGCCAAAGGCGAGGGCUUUGAUGUCAUGAAAUCAGGAGAUGCUCGUGUUGCUCUCAUCGGUUUCCCCUCUGUGGGUAAGUCCACUUUCCUUAGUUUGAUGACAUCAACAGCCAGUGAAGCUGCUUCCUAUGAGUUCACUACUCUCACCUGCAUACCUGGUGUCAUAGAGUACAAAGGGGCAAACAUCCAGUUGCUAGAUCUGCCUGGAAUCAUCGAGGGUGCUGCCCAAGGUAAGGGUAGAGGUCGGCAGGUCAUUGCUGUUGCCAGGACAGCGGACGUCGUCAUCAUGAUGUUGGAUGCCACUAAAGGAGAGGUUCAGAGAGAACUUCUAGAAAAAGAGUUGGAGUCAGUGGGCAUCAGACUCAACAGGACGAAACCAAAUAUUUAUUUCAAGCCCAAAAAAGGUGGCGGCCUCUCCUACAACUCCACUGUUCCUCUCACCCACUGCUCAGAGAAACUGGUUCAGCUCAUCCUUCACGAGUACAAAAUCUUUAAUGCAGAAGUCCUUUUCAGGGAGGACAGCACACCGGACGAGUUCAUCGACGUCAUUGUUGGGAACAGAGUUUACAUGCCUUGCCUAUAUGUGUACAAUAAGGUGGAUCAAAUCUCCAUCGAGGAGGUGGACCGCCUGGCUCGCAGACCUAACAGUGUUGUCAUCAGUUGUGGGAUGAAGUUGAACUUGGAUUACCUCCUGGAGACGUUGUGGGAAUACCUGGCUCUCAUUUGCAUUUAUACUAAGAAAAGAGGAGAGCGCCCAGACUUUAAUGAUGCGAUCAUUAUGAGAAGAGCAGCAAGUGUAGAACAUGUGUGCCAUCGAAUCCACAGAACCUUAGCCAGCCAGUUCAAAUAUGCCCUGGUUUGGGGAACCAGCACCAAGUACAGCCCUCAAAGGGUCGGCCUAACGCAUAUCAUGGAGCACGAGGACGUCAUCCAGAUCGUUAAGAAGUAAAACAAGCUCCUGAUUGGACAGAGGAGAGACGGAGCAGGAGGAGUCAGGCUGCUGUUGGAGGAGUUAUAAUGGAAAAAGAUUCACUGUACAGUACAUAUACAGCAAUGAAAAAUAGCAGCCUUUCUUAUUUUGUAUAUGAAAAUUAACAAAACGCAUGGAUGAGAGCAGAUUUAAGUAGGUUGUGGACAGGAAAUGGUUUGUUUUACCUUUUGAUUAAGAUGAGCAGGAGAAGGAAUAAAGUCCAUAAAAUGUUAAAUGA
Molecule: messenger RNA, 1523 nt
Organism: Micropterus salmoides (largemouth bass)
Lineage: Eukaryota; Metazoa; Chordata; Actinopteri; Centrarchiformes; Centrarchidae
Gene: drg2
Product: developmentally regulated GTP binding protein 2
Exons: 14
Coding region: 170-1264 (364 amino acids)
Biological process (GO): cytoplasmic translation
Cellular component (GO): cytoplasm
Molecular function (GO): GTP binding; GTPase activity
Source: RefSeq, a predicted model, not a curated record